This is a messenger RNA of Jaminaea rosea, 1098 nucleotides long. RefSeq names its product SURF4-domain-containing protein. The transcript is spliced from 3 exons. Lineage: Eukaryota; Fungi; Basidiomycota; Exobasidiomycetes; Microstromatales. Gene Ontology annotation, cellular component: membrane; endoplasmic reticulum; endoplasmic reticulum-Golgi intermediate compartment. Gene Ontology annotation, biological process: Golgi organization. The coding region runs from base 91 to 978 and encodes 295 amino acids. The record is from RefSeq and is a predicted model, not a curated record.
AGACGGUACGCUACUCUACUAUCCCGAUCCCGUCGUAACGGGCCUCAGCAUCCAACCGAUUCGCAGCACCCCCUCAUCCUCAGCCUCGCCAUGUCAUACGGCCAAUCCCCUUACGCCAGCCAGCGCGGCCAGGCCUCCUCGAACCCCACUGAACAGACGCCCCUGGAUAAGGUGCGAGCCAUCUCGUCGAAAGUGGAAGACUACAUCGAUGUCUACACGCAGCCUAUCAAGCCUCACCUCCCCGCCCUGGGACGCUUCUUGAUCGUCGUCACCUUUCUCGAGGACGCACUGCGCAUCGUGACGCAGUGGAGCGACCAGAAGUACUAUCUGCAGCGUCAUAGGCAUUUCCCUUGGGGUAUCAGUCAUUUGUUUCUCAUUAUCAAUGUGCUGGUAAUGAUCGCCGCCUCCAUCUCGGUCAUCAUGCGCAAAUACCCCGAAAUCUCAGUAGGUGCCCUCCUUGGCGUCGUCGUCGUCCAAGGAUUCGGCUAUGGCCUCAUCUUCGAUAUCAACUUCUUCUUGCGCAACCUCUCUGUCAUUGGUGGGCUGCUCAUGGUGCUGAGUGACUCGUUGAGCAAGAAGAAGAACAUCUUUGCUGGGCUGCCCAACAUCAGUGAGACGGACAAGAGGAUUUAUUUCCAGCUCGCAGGCCGUGUCCUCCUCAUCUUUCUCUUCCUCGGCUUCAUUCUCCAAGGCCAAUGGUCCCUCUUCCGCGUCUUUGUCUCCAUCUUUGGCUUGGGGGCCUGCAUCAUGGUCGCCGUAGGCUUCAAGGCCCGUUGGUCUGCGUCUUUCCUCGUCUUGCUCCUCUCCGUCUUCAAUCUCCUCGUCAACAAUUUCUGGGCGACGCACCCUAGUCACCCGGCGAGGGACUUCCUGAGGUACGACUUCUUCCAGACGCUGAGCAUCGUGGGCGGGUUGCUGCUGCUGGUCAACCAGGGACCGGGAGGAUUCUCGAUGGACGAGAGGAAGAAGGUCACCUAAGCGGGAAGAGUUUGUGUGGGGACGAGGUGGGCAGCACGAGGCGAGCUGGAAUGGGGAAAGAUAGCGGCGCAGGUAGUAGCGGAUCAUCGAUGGCCGCUGGAGGAGGAAAUGAUCGGAUGU